Athalia rosae (coleseed sawfly) is the source of this 4649-nucleotide messenger RNA. RefSeq names its product symplekin (gene Sym). The transcript has 17 exons. The record is from RefSeq and is a predicted model, not a curated record. The coding region runs from base 621 to 3959 and encodes 1112 amino acids. Gene Ontology annotation, cellular component: mRNA cleavage and polyadenylation specificity factor complex. NCBI's taxonomy places the organism in Eukaryota, Metazoa, Arthropoda, Insecta, Hymenoptera, Athaliidae.
CACGCAAGAAAAUUCAGCAUAGAAGAUCUUGGUAAUUUGAUCUUGACCGUUGUAAAACCGUUGACUGUUUAGCAUUUGUUUCUCGUUUGAAAAAUUUAUUUAAGAUAAACAGCCAAUUACAGUCGUUAGAUUUUCACGCCACCAAAAUGGCCGCUUACCCACCCACCCUAGAGACCUCUACCAUAUCUCUACCCUACCCUUGCUCUUCUCCGUACUAAUGCAGUGGAGCUUACUUGAGACUCAUCUGACAUCUCUCCGUUGGCUGGAAUAUCGCGGUUUUCGUCGUUUGUGCGCAUGCAAAAAAGAUUAUGGCGUGGUUGACAAUUUGACAUGGCGUUACAGCUCCCAGACAUCGCGAUAGAUUCUUGGAAAUUAAUGAUAUCAGAAAAAAUCAGAGCCGAAAUCCGUUCUAUAUUAUAAACACAGCAAUUCUGUAAUUGAUUAUUGAAUUCUAAUACAUAGCAGGAUUUGAUGCACCGUCAUGCAGAUUAUUUGGUUUUGACACUUUGUAAACGCCUCUGAUUCUUACUUUGAAUAAUUGAUUCCAUUCGUUAACAUUUUUAUUGUAAUCGUAUUGCAAGUAUCUUCAAUUAAAUAGCGGGAAUAUAUAUUUAUUCGAAAUGGAUCCGCGUUUACAUAGAAAGCAGGAAGCAGUCAAAAGCCCUACCAAUUUGGUCGUAGACUGGUUGAAUGAGGCAUCUAUGAGUGCUAGUGAAUCUGUCAAAGUAUCAAAUUUAGCAAAAGUACACGAGUUUUUGAUCCACAAGGAGCCAGAAUUACUGGAUCUCUAUUUAGAUGAAACCCUGCAAUUCUCUUUGGACAGAGGUACCGAAGUCAGAAAAGCUAUCGCCGGAUUUAUCGAAGAGGCUGGGUCUAAGCAGCCUGAACUUAUUCCACGUCUCGUUCAAACACUCUCCAGAUUAGUUGGCGACGAUGCCGCAGCAGUUACCAAAAGAGCUUUACGAGCAGCAGGAAGAAUUCUAAGAGCAACCUUAAAAUGGGUAGCCAGUGCUACAAUCGUCACAACGGAUAUGGAGCUUGCUUGGCAACAAUUGAGCAAUCUCAAAGUUGAAAUAAUAAACAUGAUCGACAGUGAUAAUGACGGAAUCAGAACACAGGCUGUCAAGUUUCUUGAAGGAGUUGUCUUGGUUCAAACAUAUCCUGAUCCUGACAGUCCUAAGAAACCCGAUGACUUUUCUUUGGAAGAUGUUCCGCUGACUCUGAAGAUAGCAAGGAGAAGAAAGCUGGAAGAAGAAGCAAACCAUGUCAUGGAUUUGUUGAUAAAAUUUCAUGGCUCCCCACAUGUCAGUAGUGUGAAUCUGAUGACUUGCAUGGGGUCUCUGGCUCUGAUUGCCAAGAUGAGACCUCAGUUUAUGGCAGAUGUCAUCCAAGCCCUACAACUCCUGCAACAUGAUUUGCCACCCACGCUUUCAGACUCCCAAGUUACUAGUGUUCAGAAACAGCUAAAACUCACUUUGUUGGGGCUGUUAAAACACCCAGCAAGUAUAGAAUUCGCUGCAACAAUGGCAAGACAAUUGACACAGCUUGGAGCUAGAGAACAAGAAAUCAUGAAAGCGUAUCCAAAACAAGAUGAUAUUCGUAGAAUGAAAAAGCGCCAGCAGGUAAAAGAAACAGCUGCAGCCUCCGCUGCAAAACGCGCAAAAUUAGAGGCAGCUAUCGCGGUUGAGGAACCAGAACAACCAAUGGAAGUUCAACCUGUAAAACCUGAGUUAAUCGAGCUAUCCGACACCUUCAUCAGCGAACGGCUCAGUGUAGAAAUUGCUACAGAACUCGUGAUGGACAGCAUGGCAUGGGUGCCGGAUGCUAUGACGACAGUAUUCCAAAGAGAAUACCAGCCCACCUCGACUACCGAUAUAAACGUGCAGCGACAGACAAUUGCAAAACUCUUAGCGCUGCAGAUAAAACAAGCCAAGGCUAAAAGGGUGAAGAGAGAGACUAAAGAGGAGGAUGCCGUUAUGGAGGAUCUUAUCAAGAAUCCGACCAUUACUGUAGCUGAAGCAAAACGUGAAAGAAAAAGAGAGAAAGACAGAGAGAAGGAGAAAGAAGCCAAAGCCUCUCUUGAAGCGCACGAAAAGUCCUUGAAAAUGGCCAAAAGCCGUCUUAAAACCUUAAAGCUAUCCGAAAUAACGAAGCCACUUCAAAGGGAAACUAAAGAAAAAAUGCUCCUUAUGGCGGUGGGCAGAAUUCUGGGUGCUGAAAAAGUUGCAGUCCUUGGUGGUGUGGGACCUGUUAGGUCCAAGAUACUGACGUCGCUUGCUGCGACUUUCAAUCCUUACAUAAGGGAAGCUGUGCUGAGGUAUAUAACAGAUGAUAUGCGUACACGUCUUGAUUUAGCUUUGGGCUGGCUCUAUGAGGAGUAUGCCUUGCUCCAAGGAUUCCAACGGCGAACAAUUUUCACUGGGAAACCACAGGAAGCUCCGCAUCAAGCCUACAAUUUUUUACUCUGCACAUUAGUCUCCGCUAUAGAUCUAGUCCCUGGCAAAGAUCGCGAUGUUUUAUUAUCCCGAUUAUAUUUGGAAGCUCCUUUAAUCACCGAAGAUGCGGUAGAAGCUCUGAAGUUGGUCUCAUCAGACGAAACACGUGGACUAGCGCCUUUAGAAUUACUCAGAGAAAUGGUUAUCCGAAGACCGACAAAGCAACUGGUCUUUUUGAACGUGCUAUUGUGUCAUACAGGGCAUGAAAAUAAUACGAUCAGAGAGGCUGCGAUAGAGCUUGUAGUCCAGUUGUACGCUCGGCCGGACCUCGGAAAGCUCAUAGAAGAAUACGCAGUUUUGUAUUUAGGAUUUCUGCGUCUCCCAAAUCCUCCAGAAAUUGUUUUCGGUCAAGACAGAGGACGUCCACAGAUUGAGAACCAAUGGAGCGAAUCGACAACACGUGCGUGUUUGGGAUUGUAUCUAGCCUUGCUAUCCGAACACCAGGACCUUAUUCACGAGCUGGCUAGAGUUUACACCUCGAUGGGUGCAGACGUUAAACGGAUGAUUUUACGUCUUGUCGAAGGACCAGUCAAAUUGCUAGGAAUGAGUAGUCCCCAGCUCUUGUCCUUGGUCGAAAAUUGUCCCAAAGGUGCCGAGACUUUAGUCACUCGAGUAAUCCACAUUCUCACUGAAAAAUCUGCGCCAAGUGCAGAACUAGUCGCAAAAGUACGCGAGCUGUACCAGACGAGGGUGUCGGACGUCAGAUUUUUGAUACCGGUCCUCAAUGGUUUAACUAAGAAAGAAGUAAUAGCCGCACUCCCCAGGCUGAUCAAGUUAAAUCCCAUUGUCGUUAAAGAGGUGUUCAACAGACUCUUAGGUACCCAUAACAAUGAGAGCGGUAUACCGCACAUGUCUCCGAUAACUCCGGCAGAGCUUUUAAUCGCCUUGCACACUAUAGACCCUAACAAAGCAGAGUUGAAAACCGUGAUAAAAGCUACGUCUUUGUGCUUUGCUGAAAAACAGGCGUACACGCAAGAAACACUUGCAGUAGUUAUGCAGCAUCUAAUGGAGAUGACUCCGUUGCCAACGCUCCUAAUGAGAACGGUUAUUCAAAGUCUGGCUCUGUAUCCAAGACUGAGUGGAUUCGUCAUGAACAUAUUGCAACGUUUAAUUCUCAAACAGGUUUGGAAGCAGCACAAAGUCUGGGAGGGAUUCGUUAAAUGCUGCGAACGGACUCAACCCCAAAGUUUUUCUGUUAUCUUGCAAUUACCUCCGGCACAAUUAGCUGAGGCACUCAAAAUGUCGCCGGGACUGAAGGCACCGUUACUCGCGCAUGUUGAAUCGUUUGCAGAGAAUCAGAAAGCUCAUAUUCCACAAUCUAUAAUGGACGUCAUUCAAGGAAAAUCUUUGGCGGUUGUCCCAGAUGAAUUUGAUAUUGCACCACCAGGCGAGUACCCAUUAGAAUUAAAAUCUGAAGUAAUGGAAACUGAGCCGACCGAGCCAGCACCACCCGGAUUAGAUUAAACAGUCGAUCGCUCUCUCCCUGUAAAUGUCGCACCUACAGCACAGGCGAGUUACGAUCACUAGAUAAUUUUACAUUAAUUUUUAACUUAUGGGUAAAAUAUGUAUAUAAUUUAAGCAACAAGUAUUUGCUGCUGAAAAUCAUGCAAUGAAUUCAUGAAAAUCCUUCAAUUCAACUGCUCCCCUAUACCAUCGUGGUUUAGGGUCGACCAAUGGAUGGGUUUUAGCUAUAAAGAAUAGUGAAUAUAAGUUUCUUUUCUUCAUCUCUGAAAUAGGGAUCUAUUUACUAAUAGCUAUUAUCCGCUGUGACAUAAAUAAUACAUAACGAAAGUGACUGAACAUAGAAUUUUCUAAUUACUCAACUCAUUUACAGGUCGAACAUAAAGUGCAAACACUUUCAAUUGAAAAAUUUAUAUAUUUACAGUUAUCACGGAAAAAUCAGAAAUGUUGGUGAAAAUUAAAAUACUUUGACGGUUGUUUCACAACACCGAAAAGAGCAAUGCUCAAACAAUCUAGCAACAAUACUAUUACAUUAUCAUGAACGCAGAUGUUAUUUUCAAUUUUCCUAAUGAUGAAAGCUCAGGUUAUACUGCCAAUGAGUACGGCUCUUCAGGCAAUGGGUAGACUUAAGGAAAAUUUGAUUUGAUAUCAAUAUUUUAUUUCAAUACAAAAAUGAAUCGAUUUAACAUGUUA